AACCGCCUCCAACGUAGCUUAUAGAUGGAGUGCCCUGCUUCUCUUAGAGCCAAGAGCUACUUUAUCGAGAGCAAGAACUUCCAUUGGACUCGAGAGAAAGUCGGAGAGGGCUCCUUUGGCGUGGUGUACAAGGGAACUUACAGGGGGAAGCAAUGCGCCCUCAAGUACAUCCGCCGCCACCUCUUCUCUCAGUCAGUGUCGGCCAGUCGGUUGUCCGUGGAGCAGUUCGAGAGAGAGUGCGAGAUGGCCAAGAAACUCUCCAGUCCAAACAUGGUUCAGUUUAUCGGUGUCUCGUGGGACCGUCACGUCCCGGUCCUCAUAUCGGAGCUUCUAGAAUGCAGUCUUACGGACGUUCUCGACUGCCAGCAUUGCUCGGUGCCCUACCACAGAGAGAUCGACAUAGCGCUGGGCAUCGCUAGAGGACUGAACGUCCUCCACAGUCAUCGACCACCCAUCGUUCAUAGAGACCUCUCCAGCAAUAAUAUCUUACUGUCUCGGAGCUACGUUGUGAAGAUCGCUGAUCUCGGAUUGGCCAAGAGCUUGGACAAUGACUUUUGUACGCCAAUGCCAGGCACUCCUCACUACAUGCCUCCCGAAGUCACCGUUCUCUCUCCACUGACAGUGGCUAUUGAUCUGUACAGCUACGCCGUGUUGCUGAUUCAGUUGGAGACGAGGAAUCGACCGCAACCUGCGCAGAAGAAAGAAGAGGUUGUGCGGGAGAAAGAGGAGUGGGUUGCAGGAGGAGAAUUGGAGGAGGAGGAGGAGGAGGAGGUAGGAGGAGAGAAGGGAGGGGGAGAAGAUGGAGGAGAGGAGAGCAAAAAUCAGGAGACGAAAGAGGAGAAUAAUGAAGCAUCAGCAGUAAGUGAAGGUGUGAGGGGGAAGCACAAUGUGAUAGUGAGGGGAGAGCUGGAGAGGAGAGAGAACCACCUGUCACUGAUGGACAGGGAGGGCGUUCUGUUCAGGAUAGUCCAGUGUUACCUGGUGGACGGACCCAGAGUUAGAAUGAGAACUCCGUUAAAUGAAGUCAUCGCCUGGCUGGAGGAAGAGACAUGUGCUCACAGAUAUACUCACGAUCACGACAUCAAGCAAAAUCCUCAGACACCACUGGAGCACCGAACAGGCAACCACUCAGCCUGGAGUGGUGGAACCCUCUCAUCUUCCUCGUUAUCGUUCUCGGGCCUCCCGAGACCCGUUCCCAUGCCUCAUGGGGCUAGACCAGGAGAUGAGGAGGGGAGGAAGAUGGGGAGGAGGAAGAAGGAGAGUCAGAAUGGAGGCAGGGACAGUGGCUACCAGUCUGAACAGAGCAGUAAUAGACCUCAAGUCACCCAAGACCCCGCCCACGAGAGGAAAAACGAGCCACACCCCCCCAGCCCCAAGACGACAGGUGGCAAGAAGACGCCAGGUCAAAGUCCAGCUGGUACCAAAACUCCCGGCUCCAAGGAAAAGAAGGUAAAAGUGACUCCAAAGACAAAGCCAGUUGGAGGAACUUCCUCUGCAAAGUCAAAGACACCCAAAUCAUCAGGAGGGGGGUUGUCAAAAAAGACCACACCCCUUUCAAGCCACACCCCCACCCCACAGAAAGUCUUGUACGACUUAUCGCACUCCCCGGCACCAAAAAUCGCCGCAAUCUCCGCCUCCCCUAGCCCCGCCCGGGCGGAGCUGAGCGGAGUCUCUCCAAGGAAAAAGUACGGCUCUCUCUUCAAAGCUCAGAAGCCUAAACUGUCGAAAACUGAACGUCAGAAACUCAAAGAGAGUCUUAGCAUCUUUGAUUUCGGUUCUUCAGACAGUGAGAGCGAGGAGGAGGGGGAGGGGGGUGAAGAGGGAGAGGGUGUGAUAGCCGCGAAGAUACAGAUUAAACCGAAACCCCUGCCCCCCGUUGCCAAGGUUACUGGCGAGAAGACAGAGGUCAAAAGUGAGGCGGGGACGCAGAAAAGGCAGCAGAGCAACAGCAAUUUCAGACGUGCUCCUGUAAGGAAGGUGAUAGCAAAGAUUGUCAGAAAGACCACACCCACCACUAAGAGCAGUCCAAAGAAAGCAACCGAGGGAGGAGGAGGAGGGAAGAGGAAGAGAGAUGAGGUGGAGGGAGAGGGAGGGGGAGAGGAGGUGAAGAAGACAAAGACAGAUGAAAGGGAGCCAGAGGCAGCCGAUCUGUCUCACUAUGAGCACUACCCCAGACUGACUCGCUCCGCGUAUCGUAACAUCGAGAGACUUGGGCCUGGAGAUAGUGGGCCUACUGAGUCAGAGAAUAUAACUCCAGUUAAUGCCCACCAUUCAGCCCCUCAGUCGUCUCAAUCCACACCCACUGCCACACCCUCACAACCUCCACCCCUCACCACCUCACAAGACACACCAAUUACCUCAUCACAGCAAGACACACCCAUUAUGUCAUCGCUAGAGAAAGAAGCCACGCCCCCAAAGGGUUCUCCUCCUCCAACCCUCACCACGUCACUCAUUACACACCCUCCCUCCUCCCCUCCCCACACCAUCGUCGAAUCUGACAUUGCCGAGGAUCAUGUGACCCCAGCCUCCAGUCAUGUGACUUCUGCUGAAGAUCACGUGACUCCAGUCUCCAGUAAUGUGCCCUCUUCUGAGGAUCAUGUGAACCCAGCACCUGAUCAUGUGACUCUUGGACAGGAUCAGGUGAUGUCACAUGACCCGAGUGCCAUAUUUGGGGUGGUUGAAGAGCCAGUGUCCAGUAUAGUUCACACACAGCGACAAGAGGAAGGACCUGACAAACCUGUUUCUGAAACUGGUUUGGCUGGUUCUGAGGAUCAAGCCAUGGAAACAGAGACAGAGGAAUCGCAGACUACUGUGUCCUCGUGUGGGGGGGAUGCCCCUCCCGAAAUAAGGUCGUUUACUCCACCUCCAAACACUUGUCCGGGUUCCACGGCAGAGGCAGGGUCUCAGACCGAUUCCAGUGGACUGGGGAACGGGAAUGGGACAGUGUCAGCAGACGACACGAUGCCACUGGAGGCAGAGGGAGGGGAUGAGAAGAUGGAGACUGGUGCGGAGGCAGAAGGGAGACCGGGAGAUCUGUCUCUCUCAGAGACUCCAGACAAACCAGCCUUCUCUGAGUUCGACAGACACCUCACCGUGCCUACAGUGAGAAAGACCCUGUCCAGUGCAGUGGCCACCCUCAGUCCUACCAAGACCUACUCUGGAUCCUCCUUCAUCCCCUCCCUCUCUCGUUGUUCCACGUGGCCCAAGACGUCUUCAUCUCGUUCCUCCUCCUCCUCCCAGCCAGAGAAAGAGUCUCAGCUGUGUACCGUGGUGAGGAAUGUGAGACAGGCACACGAGUGUCUGGAGUCAGGAGAGAACCAACAGUUCUUUGACGAGAUGGAAUAUCUCAUGGACAGUCUCCAGUCGGCCCAGCCCCUCGGAGUCCGCUGUCUUGGGACGGUACACCUAGCAACCAGUGGUAUCUGAGGUGGUCUCAGAGUUCAGUCAGCAGAUAAGAGCUCACGAGUUCAUUCCAAAGAUUACCUCAUCUCUAGCAGACCUUCUUGAUCAUCCUACUCUGAGUCUGACCAGCUCAGUACUGUUCUUCAUUAUGACCAGAGACAAGUUCAACUCUGACUGGGACAAAGGUGGAAUAGGUUAGCAUGUCCCUGUGUCGGUUGAAAGAGAGACGUACGGUGCGAGCUGAACAGAGACUGGGAGGAGCUGUCAAGGCAGUUCGGGAAUGGGAGCGCAUGCUAGCCAAGGCCAGGAGUAUACUGGAGAAGUGUGGAGAGGGAGGG
Geodia barretti is the source of this 3740-nucleotide messenger RNA. The record is from the annotation of a GenBank genome assembly. NCBI's taxonomy places the organism in Eukaryota, Metazoa, Porifera, Demospongiae, Tetractinellida, Geodiidae.